Messenger RNA from Ostrea edulis (European flat oyster), 5843 nucleotides. Its product is annotated as TNF receptor-associated factor 2-like. Gene Ontology annotation, molecular function: protein binding; zinc ion binding. Bases 617 to 2251 code for a protein of 544 amino acids. Gene Ontology annotation, cellular component: plasma membrane signaling receptor complex. Lineage: Eukaryota; Metazoa; Mollusca; Bivalvia; Ostreida; Ostreidae. The record is from RefSeq and is a predicted model, not a curated record. The transcript has 11 exons. Gene Ontology annotation, biological process: protein K63-linked ubiquitination; regulation of apoptotic process; positive regulation of JNK cascade.
UAGCUGCGAUGUCCCGAGGGAAAAAUGGGUUUAAAAACCGUUUAUCAGAUUAAUUUGUUUAAUCAAACAAAAUGACUAGAAAUAAGGGUGUCUUAUGAUUAUCAACAGGACACAAUACGUAAAGGUUAUAAAUGUUUUGUGCAUAAACAAGGCGAAAACAAAAACCGGAAAUGCGUUUUCUUCGUAAAAAUUUCUGGACUACUUUUACACCCAAAAGAAUAAAUAAAAGUCAUUUAUCAAAUAAUAUGGGAAUUUUCAUACAUCAAAUUCACAAUGAAGACACUUGGUGAUUGUCUUAAAACACAUUUAGUAAGAUAUUUAAAGAAAAACUAACAUAAAACGUUAAAUCGGCGAAUAUGAAUAUCGGACAUCGCGGGACAUAUGUCCCGGACUACAUUUACACCCACCCCGACGACCGGAAGUAAUAUUUGUGAGGUGGUCUCUAUAAAAUAUUUUUAGUGCCAACUCAUAUUUAUUUGUAUAUAAUAGGAAGUUGUUGUUAUUUGACAUUUGAACAUCGUAGUGUCUAGUAAUACCGCGUGAUUCCUAUAGACUAGGUGUUCCUGGUGUGUAAAAAAAGAACCGUCGCGUCCUUCAUUAGGUUGUCUUCGAAAGAAUGGCUUCACAACAGGGUAUAGGAGGCUACCCAGUGGAAAUAUUCAAGAGUGAAAAAUUUGACAGAAAAUUUUUAUGCAACCACUGCAGUUUAAUAUUAAGAGACCCAGUACAGAGCUAUUGUGGUCACAGAUUCUGUCGCUCAUGUAUGGAGAGUGUUAUUAGGUCCAAUGAGCAGGUUAGAUGUCAGUCAUGUAUUGAGGAAGGGACUUUGGAUGAAGAGUACAGCAUACUGAAGAUGGAUCAGAUGUUUCCUGACAAUGCUGUAAGGAGGGAAAUGGGUGCUAUGCAUACUAAGUGCAUUAAUCCAAAAUGUACUUGGGAAGGAACCUUCAAGCAAUAUGAGGGUCACAUGGCAGAAUGUAAGUUUAAACCAGUUCCCUGUCAACAAUGUGGGAAUUUGAUUGAGCCCCAGGCUCUGCAGGAUCACAUGACCAAGGAUUGUCCAAAAAGGAGGAUGACUUGUAAACAUUGUCAGUCAGAUAUCACUGUCGAGGAAAUGGAGAAACAUAAUGCAGAAUGUCCCAAGUACCCAAUUAAAUGUGACUCUUGUGGCAAAAAGAAGAUACAGAGAGACAAGAUGAAGCACCACUUAGAGAGGGAGUGCUCCAACCAGAAAGUUCCUUGUCUACAAGAAUGUGGUGAGAUCAGCAGAGAUAAGUUUGUUGAUCAUCUGGACAGGAGACCUGGUAUACACAUCCAAGCCCUAGUAGACCAACUGAAUAGUUUACAAACUGAGGUCAACUCAAGACUCCAAUCUGUCAUUGUCCAGAGUGACCUUGGUCAGUUUGUUUCACACAUCACUGAACUCAAACAGAAGGUUCAACAACAGGAACAACUGAUUCAAACCAUACAGGCUUCAGGUCAAGGUCAGUCAGGGGCGAGUGGUUCAAUGGUGGAAUCUGAGACAAAUGUAAUGAGGCAAAAAGUUCAGACGCUGGAGUUAAAGACAGGUACAUUCGAAGGCAUUGUCACCACUCUACACAGAGAAAUUGAGCGUUGUAUUACUGCAAUAGAGAACGUAGAGAGAAACAGACAAGCAGACAAACAAAUGAUAGAAAACCAGGAGAAGAAAAUCAGGGCUCUGGAACGGAACAUCUCUCUCAAGGAUGUCGCUCUGGCAGAACAGGAACUGAGAAUAAAAACGUUGGAGCUGACGACGUAUGAUGGGACACUUAUCUGGAAGAUUUCGGAGUGGAGCAAACGUCGAUCGGAGGCCCAGAGUAACCAGGUCACAAGCUUGUACUCCCCAAUCUUCUACUCCAGUAAAAACGGAUACAAGAUGUGUGCCAGGCUGUAUCCCAAUGGAGAUGGAAUGGGCAAAAAUACCCACAUGUCCAUCUUCUUUGUUGUCAUGAGAGGUAACUUUGACGCCCUUCUCCAGUGGCCGUUCUCAUUCCGUGUGACAUUUAUGCUUUUGGAUCAGAAUAACAAGGAACACCAGGUGGAUUCCUUUCGACCUGAUCCUAACAGCAGCUCCUUCAAACGCCCCACCACGGAGAUGAACAUCGCCAGCGGAUGCCCCCUGUUUAUCCCUCUCAGCAAACUAGAUGACCCGAGUCUGGCUUAUGUCAAAGAGGACACUAUGUUUAUCAAACUGAUUGUAGAUGUACAUGCAACAGAAGCACGCAGAUAAUAUCUUUCAUGUUACAUUUGCAUUUCUGUAAUGACAUGAUAUGGAAGCUCCAUCCCAGAGCUUUGAGGUCAAAGGUCAGUCAGACCGGCCCCAACCGACACCACGCUACCCACCAUAAAUAAUGCCACAUUUACAAACCUUCAUUAAUACCAGUUUCUAUUGACAAGAUUAUACAACUCAUUUCCGUUUUGUUUCAUAGUGUCUACCAUGCAUGGUUAAAAUACUGUAGAUUCCUUAUUUUACACGUAGACGUCAAAUUGCGAGAACAUGAAUUCGCAAAUGGUCUCUUGAUCAAGAGGUUUUACAUAUAAUUUACAUAUAUAUAAACAAAAGUGAGUAAUUCUAUUUUGCAAGUGAUACAUCUCGUGUAGUUACGUGGAAAUAAAUUUUUUGCGUAUAUUUAGGAAUCCACAGAACUUGCUAUGUAAAGGAUGCAUGUACGGUCAUGCUGUAUAAAGUCUGGUUUUUAUUGUUGUUUUUAUCGUAGACCAAAAUCGUGAAACUAAACCUCCAGUUGAUAUAACCUGACCAUUACAUUUAUUUAGCAUUAACAUAAAGAUCUUGAAAUGUAAAAAUGUAUGUGGGAAAAAAUUUGGGAAGAACCGGGAACAAAACAUGGAGGUAGACUGUAUUUAUUUAGAAAGAGAUUGAAGAAAAAAACCACAACCACGAGGGUACAUCUUGUAUCAGGAAAAAAAACUGAAUGUUUGUUAAUUCUUGUUUUUAUUUAUGGUGGGUAAUCCCCGUUUAGUGUUAUGUAAGGCACUGGGUAAACUGAGAGACUCCAAGAGAAAGCCCUAAUAUGGAUAUAUUUUGUGUCCUUAUUGAUACACUAUUUAUUAAUGAAGUAAUAUUAGUCAAGGUAGCAACCACUUCAAAACAAACUAUUCCAGAAAGAAUUUUUGAGGCUUUUUCUUAACAGUCAUUUCAGUUGCCUAGGUAACCUGAUGUGAUCUAUACCAGUCAGUCAUUAUGAAUAUUUUUAGCUUCCUCUCAAAUAAAGCAAUUUUUCACCAAAAUUAGUGUGUAACAUAUUUUGAUAUUGGGUAAAAAAUCCUCUAAAUGUAAGAUUUUCCUGUUAUUUCUGAACAUAGCAUGUACAAACUAGGUACAACGUUUUAACGAGGAUGACAGCUUCUACAAAAGCUGUCUGGCCUCUAUGUCAGGCGGAGGUUCUGCACCAGGGAUAAAUUUCGCAUACAGAAAUAAAUAUAAAUGAAAUGAAACAUAAAUAAUCUUUGAAAUCUUCCUCUUUACUCCAGAACAAAAUGUGAAUAUCAAAGUUUUAAGAAGCAAAGAGGCCUCAACCUCAGCUGUGAGUUUAAUGACCCCCUGGGUUAGGGAUUCAGACCCCAGGGUUAGAUUAAUGCUUUUGAAAUAUGAAUGAAAAUAUAAAUAUCAGCAAUAUUCUUUUUAAAUCUAAUUGUCUAGCUGGGUAUCUCUGACAGUAGGUUAAUGUGUCAAUCUGUAGAUCAGGAGUUUGAGUUUAGCAGGGGGGGUUCCCUCCAGAUUAAUUUCUACUAAAACUGCAUUUUUUAGCUGAAUAAGGUAAAAUUUAAAGUUUUCAAUUCAAAGUAUUAUUGUAUAUAUACUUCACUUUUUUAUUUCAUAUUUCUCUGUUAUUCUUCAAGAAUUUUUUUUAUAUUCCACUAUAUCCAGUUUAUUACCUAAAUUGUGAAAUUUAUAACCCUUAAAGUAGGGGUCUAGUAGCGUGACGUCAUGUCCGAAUCGAACUCCGGUAUUGGUUCACGUACUAUUAUUAUCAAACGUAUUUUUACAUUUACCUGGAUGUUUUUUUUUUUUUAAUUUAGUAAAAUGAAUACAAUAACACUCAAUCAUUUAUAUUUGAGUAGACUAUGGCUCCAAUCUUCUUUCCAUUUUUUGUCAUCUAAUUCACACAUAAAACCAGAGUUACAUAUUUGUUUAAUUGAUAUACAGGGGUAUUAUUACAAGUUAAAAUUAUCUGUAAAUUAAAAAAAAAUCAUGAUAUGCACUAAUGCACUUGUGGAAUUAAAUAAAACAAUUCUGCACUUAUAUUUGUUAUGUUGGUAUACAUUUGUCAUCUUCAAAAUGGCUUUUUGGCCAAAAAUUGUAAAUAUUAAUUGACUUGCUGUGAAAAUAUUAUGCUGAGAAAGGGCAGAUUUUUUAAAUGUAUGUUAACAAGCAUUCAUAUAUGAACAUAAUAUGUGAGUUUGAAUGAAAAAUCACAAGUCAAAUUUUUAAAAUAUUCAUAUAAGUGGUGUUGCAGUGCCGUAUUUUUGACUGCCGAGGGCCUGUAUUGAGUUCAGUUUUGUACCACCAUUAUUAAAAAACAUGAAACUGUGUUAAAAUUUCACUUUUAAUUAUUUAGUUAGACAUAUUUAUGUCAUAUUUGAGGGAAAAAAUUGCAGCAUCAUACCUCAAACAACAUUUUAUGGACAUAUUCUAGGACUUCUUCAAUGAAUUCUGAUAUUGCCGUUUGACAAAUGGGGGUACACGUAAUAAAAAUACCAUAAUUUACUCAUUAUACUGACAACCCCCCAUUUUUUUGUUUUUAUGAUACCCACAAAUGAACAAUCUAAGUAUUUAAACUCGAAUUUUUGAGAAAUCACAUGUAGGUCCAGGACUAGGAAACUAGAAACAGUUUUAGGAUGAUUGUCAUUACUGAAGGGUUGAGGUCACAUGGGGAGAAAAUCUGUAAAUGAUAUGGAGAAUAUGUGACAUUUCAUCAGGACACCAUGUUUAUAAAAUUUGAAAUGGUCCCUCCAAAAGUAGGGGUAAAAAGAAGAGUCAAAGGGCCACACAAUAUAUUUCCAACAUAUGGAUUUUGUCUAAUGUGGAAAUAUUAAAAAAAAAAGUGACAAAAUUUGGGGCAUUUGAUGACAUCACAUACAAAGAUUGUCGUAUGACAUCACUUUGGAAAAGGGUCUUUUAAAAGAAUAGAGAAUGAAACUUGAUACCCCCAAGGCUGGGAUGGGGUGGAAUCACUGAAUAUGUGUUUUGAAUUUAGGAUAAAAAUUUGGGAGAUGUGAUUUAUAAUACUUGGGAUCACGAACUAGUUGUUGCUCCUUGUAGUUUUUAAUCUUCAGUUUCUUGUGUGGUACUGUUAGAAGUCCAGUGUUAUUGGACCUGUGGUAUGUUUAUUUUAUUUUAUGUACAUUACAGAAGACUUCCACUGAGUGCUAUGAUUGUACCGCUAAACAUUUGUAUACUGAUCCUGUCACAAUGUGACGUCCAAACUUUUGACUCAGUAGGUCACUGAAAUAAUACAGCUUUUAAAAAUUCUUCUGAUGAAGGAUCUGCUGAAAUCAUACUGCUUUUAAAAGUGACUGAUUCUACUGAAAUCAUUACUGAUGAUGAGACAAGCUUCUGUAAUUUAGAUUAUGAUUUUAAUACUCAGCAAUUAUAUUAUGCCAAUCACAAAUAUCCUUGUAAUGCAGUCACAUUUGUCAGAAAAUGCUUUUCCACUAGUACAAGUAUUAUUCGUGCAUCAUUACUUUCCAUCAGUUGUUCUAGUGUUAUAUUGUGUAUAUAAGCAGUUAACUCUCUUAUCCCGUUACUUAUUUGUAACAAGCGUAUGUAUAUACAUUGGAAUAAAAUAUUGUUCAAAUAA